UGAAAGGUCUACUUACUUCAGGAGUGUUCUUGGCUUUAUGGUGUUGUCAUCUAUUUCUUACCGGAGAAUGAUCUUGGGGUCAUGUCUAAAAGACUAUUAACUCACUCUGCAAGUGGUUUACAUACUCAAAGUUUGAUGUUAGGGUGAUUAUGCAAGUCAUGGUUUGUUCAUUACGUUAUUUAAUCUGGCUUGCCAAGUAAGCAUGUCGACUGGGUACAUUCCAUUGUGUGCCUAUUGAUCUUCCUUUCCUUUAGAGACUGCCAUACACGAACGGCACCUCUUAAUCAUCAAUAAUUUCACGGUAUGCAAAGCGUUAUUGCGGACUUGAUGAGUGAGUACUCUGCAUAGUAUAAGUUUUAGCACAUUUUAAGUCAUUGAGUGUAAGUCAAAAUGGCUGACGAGAAGCAUGUCGUUACUCUCCGGGUGAUUAAUACACAGGUGAAAGUAAUCGCACUCUGACAGACUCCGCAUGUUCGAUUCAGCAUACUAUUAAAUCUGACUCACGUUUCUAAUACUCACCGACUCGGGCCGUAACACUGACCCUACACAGCUUCCCGCUCAAGCUCUAUUAAGAAUCGGUGCCGAACUUGUGUCUGCUCAUUUGGGUGUCUUGACUCCAUCGAGGCUGCUCUAUCCGGAGGCUUUAUUUGCUAUCACAAAUUCCGUGACCAAAUCGCAUUUGAUCUGGAGUAUCUCAAGCCAAGGCGAUUUAUUUAAUGGCUUUCAAGCUUCAUCACCUCGAGCAUAUAACCUGAGUAGUUUGCCCGGUAAGGAAGGACAUCAGCUGAAGGUAAAUUUUGGAGCAUUCUACCACAUAACGCUAAGACACCCAUCCGACAUGAUUUGGUUGAGAAUUAUCCGAGUUUGUGGAAAGAAACUACACAGGCGUUUAUCGAAUACUACCUUCAAGAUUAGAUCAAGUAUUCAGUGGUCCUAGGUCUUGAUAAGUUCGUUCUUAUUUAUCUUUGGUAUUAGGAUAUGACUUACAAUGAGGCUUGACAGGGCUCGGAUCGUUCGAUUAUAUCUUCAAUUCCAUAUUGAGGCGGUACUCAAACUCAUUAUUCCGAAUCUGAAGACUCAAGAAUGGCAAUUUUAGGGAUCUUGAGAUGGCGACAGGAAUCGUUUGGCAAGCAAGUCGUGCAUUUCGAAGAAACAAUCACAAAAAAUGAAAGAAUGAAGAUAUGGUCCGAUGGUAGGUUGUCCUCAUUAGUUUCGAGACUGUUGUAUUCUAAUGGUACUCUAUAGAACUGGAUUUCAACACUAGCUUUGGGCAAGGAUUCUCUGAGCAGUGUGCCAAGCGGUUUUCGAGAUAUGGCCUUCAGCAGAUAUAGUUGCGAAUAGCACAGAGCAUGUCUAGGCUUUGCAAUGCGAGGAUGGGUUUUGAAGGACAAGAACAAAAGGUUUCAUGAGCCAUUUACUUCGGAGGAGUUACGCGAAAUACUAGUAAUAUCUCCAGUUAACUACUUGUUUUUAUCAUGUCCAAAAAGAAGGCUGGCACCUU
Molecule: messenger RNA, 1501 nt
Organism: Sclerotinia trifoliorum
Lineage: Eukaryota; Fungi; Ascomycota; Leotiomycetes; Helotiales; Sclerotiniaceae
Source: the annotation of a GenBank genome assembly